Messenger RNA from Linepithema humile (Argentine ant), 2161 nucleotides. The record is from RefSeq and is a predicted model, not a curated record. Lineage: Eukaryota; Metazoa; Arthropoda; Insecta; Hymenoptera; Formicidae.
CUCUUUGCGGACGGGACAACUCUGAAGGACGAGAGUCAGUCCGUAAUACAUGAAAGUGGAUAGAAUAAAUAAAUUUAUUAUCCCUGCGUUUCGUAAAAUCUAAUUAAUUAUUUUGCAAACUCUAUUUUUCCGUGACACACUGCGAACGAAGCUAAGCAGACCACCUGUUUCUUCAUGUCCAUGUCUCAAAUGACGGCUGUACUGCUCAUCCUAGUGCCCUUGUUGAGCCAGGACGAGAGACUUUUGCCGUGCAAGAUGUACGUACCGUAUUCCAUAACGGCGUUACUUCCUUAUGCGCUGACUUAUCUUCUGCAAGUCAUAGCUUUAGUUUACGGAGUGCUACUGAACGUCUCCUUCGACUCCCUCGUUUACGGUCUCAUUAUUCAAACCUGCGGGCAAAUCGAGCUGUUGUGCCGCCGAUUGACGGAGUCAUUUCAAUUUCGAUGGAAGAAUGAUGAAGAGAAUGGAGAAAAAAGGAUCGAGGCUAUUGAAAAUUUCGCUAUCGCGGAAUACGUGAGACAUCAUAUUUUGGUGCAUAACAUCAUGCAAAGAAUACAGUCGCUAUUCGUGUGGACCAUUGCUAUUUUGUUCUUUUUCAGCCUCGUCACUCUCUGCACCAGCAUCUUUCAGAUGUCUAAAAAAGAACUCUUUAGUGCCGAAUUCUUCGGUUUUAUAUUAUAUUUAAGUUCAAUGAUGUUUCAAGUAUUCUCAUAUUGCUGGUAUGGCAACGAACUUGAUUUAAAGAAUAAAAGUAUCUCGUAUGCUAUUUAUACUAGUAACUGGAUGGCAAUAUCGAUCAAGCAACGUAAAAAAUUGCUGCUAGUGAUGAUGAUGAGCCAAAAAGGAAGGAUAAUUUCUUUUUAUGGAACUUGCGCAUUAAUUGUUGGUAGUUUUACAUGGAUUAUAAAAACAUCCUAUUCUGCUUUCAACUUGUUGCAGCAAACUUACAUUAUGGAUGUAUUACCACUGAAUUUCCGAGUUCUAUGGUUCUGUGGCGCAUGGAGCGAAGUGAACGACAACAAUCCUCUCGUCCGUUGUUUAAGUUUUUGCUACAGGUAUGCCAUAGUAAUUUUAAUAUAUGGAUUCACGAUAUUGGAAGUGAUUGAGCUUGUGAGGACGCGCGAUCAUAUCGAGGAUUUAACCGAAGGACUCUUUCUAGCGCUAACUUAUGUAGCCUUGUGUGUCAAAUAUGGAAAUUUCUUGGCACGACAAAACGAAAUGUCCAUGUUGUUGGACUGCUUUCGAGGCGAGACCUGUCAGCCAAAGGACUCUGAAGAAAAGAUGAUUUUGAUCAAAUACGAUCGUAAAGUCAAAUGGUGCGUCAGGGCUUUCAUGAGUUUGUCUCAAGCCACUUGCAUAGCACUUGUGCUCGCUCCUAUUGUGGGACCGCAGAACACCGAUAGACCUUUGCCGUUCAAGACAUACCUGCCGUACUCGAUAUCUGGCUUAUACCCGUAUUUGGCGACGUAUCUUCAGCACGUAGGCGCUAUAUUUUACGGAGUCCUACUCAACGUCUCGUUUGACUCUCUCGUUUACGGCUUCACUAUUCACGUCUGCGGGCAGCUCGAGCUGCUGUGUUAUCGGCUCUCGGAAAUCUUCAAGAAUUACUCCGACGUGAAGCAGUGUGAGAUCGAUUCGGACAAAAGCGCGAUGAUCAGCGAAUGCGUGAAACAUCAUUUACACGUACACGAAAUUGUUCGCAGAAUACAAUCGUUAUUUGUGUGGACCGUGACGAUUUUAUUCAUUUUCAGCAUGGUCACCCUGUGCACCAGUAUUUUCCAAAUGUCCAAGAAGAGGCUUCUCAGCGUCGGAUUUCUCUCGUUGAUUUUGUAUCUCGGCAGUAUGCUCUUUCAAGUAUUCUGCUACUGCUGGUACGGAAACGAGUUGCAGUUGAAGAGCAGGAACGUUGCCGAUGCUAUUUAUUCGAGCAAUUGGACGAGCGCCACAAUGCGAGAUCGCAGAAGUCUGCUGUUCGUGAUGAUUAUCAGCCAAAAAGGAUUGAAGUUAUCUCAGUACGGCAUUUUCAGUUUGGCCCUCGACACUUUCACCUGGAUUUUGAAAACGUCUUACUCAGCUUUUAAUGUUCUGCAACAAACAUCAAUAUGAUUAGAGCCAAAUUAUAGAAAAAAACGACGCAUUGUAUAGAAUUACAUAAUUUUUU